Messenger RNA from Xiphophorus couchianus (Monterrey platyfish), 6254 nucleotides. RefSeq names its product peroxisomal biogenesis factor 5-like a (gene pex5la). Gene Ontology annotation, biological process: protein import into peroxisome matrix, docking. NCBI's taxonomy places the organism in Eukaryota, Metazoa, Chordata, Actinopteri, Cyprinodontiformes, Poeciliidae. The transcript is spliced from 15 exons. Gene Ontology annotation, molecular function: protein binding. Gene Ontology annotation, cellular component: cytosol; peroxisomal membrane. The record is from RefSeq and is a predicted model, not a curated record. Bases 516 to 2381 code for a protein of 621 amino acids.
AAACAGGAAAGAGGAGCACGCUAUAAGAGGAGCAUUAGCCGGGAGACGCGUCAAAACAUUUAGCCGAGAGAGGAGGGGAGGGGGAGACACGCUGGAGAGCGCUCACAAUGAAGACCUGAAUUGUCUUUAAUGUUUUGUUUUGUUUGUUUUUUUGUUUGUUUGUUUUUUCCUUACAUUCAAUAUCUUGUUUAUUACAGAACGGCACAAAACUAUUAGGACGCAGUGAGGAUUCGACACCUUUUCUAUAAAGUUCGGUCCGGCGUCGCGCUCCUGGGGCGCUUCUGAGUCAAAUCCUGGAUAAGCGCGGCGGGAGGAAAAGUGUCAGUUUCCGCACCUGAGAGGAGGAAAGCUCCACUCUGUCUGCUCCUUCUGGGAAACCCUGCCCCAAAAUCUAUUCUGCCGCUUCUGAUGUGAACUGCCCCGGUCCGACAAGCUGCUUCCCCCUGCCCGCUGCAAGUGAGGAGAAGCGCACAGAUCCGCUAAGGGAAGGAUCGGCGACCGACUGUGUGCUCAAUAUGUACCAGGGGCAUUUACAGGGGAAAGACUCUAGGGCUGCAGAUAAGACUGUUGCCAUGGUCCUGAAGGAGAUACCAAGUAAGGCGUCAUCAGAAGGGAAGCCCCUCCUCACAGUGACUACCAAGCUGGUGAGCGAGCAACAAGAGAGUCGGCCGCUAUUAAGCCCUUCCAUCGACGAUUUCCUCUGCGAGACCAAAUGUGAUGGGAUUUCCCGCCCAGUGACUUCCAACACAGCCGUUCUUUCUUCGACACUGGACCUUUUAGAUCUCAGUGAACCGGAAGAAAGGAGGAAUAGCAAGGACAAGAAAAGUGCUCUGGUGUCCCGGGGUGACGGUCAAAAGAACAGCUCACACAAGAAAAAGACAGAUGAGACAGAGCUGAUCCAGGUGGAAGUUGAACAGACAGGACCAGGCAUGCGAAAUCCUGAGAGGGCAUCGCUUGAGUCAGUUACCAUUGGAUUGUUGGAUAAAUGGGAAGAACUUAAUCCCAAAGCUGAGAAGAAUGGCAACAGAAAAUGGAAGCUGGAGAGACGGCGCUCUUCAAAAAACUCAUCCAAUGAGUUCUUGUGGUCUAUAGACUGCAAAAUCCAAUCUGACUCAUCAAAUAAGAACUUGUUGGAAGCAAACACCAAAGCAGAGCCAGAAUCAGCCUUGGCAUCACAACUCAACAGGCAGUAUAUUAGUGGAAGACAUGCUCGUCUAACGAAGGAGCAGCGCUGGGGGAGUGCCCUCCUGUCAAGACAUCAGUCCCUGGAGGAGGAGUUUGAGCGAGCCAAGGCUGCUGUUGAGUCGGACACAGAGUUCUGGGACAAAAUGCAGGCAGAGUGGGAAGAACUGGCCCGACGAAACUGGCUGACAGAAAACGAGCAGGCACAAAUACCCUCAUCUGUAUCUCCACAUGAAAAGGGUUACUACUUCCACACAGAUAAUCCUUAUAAGGACUUGCCUAAUGCAUUUGAGGAGGGACUGAAGAAAUCUCGAGAGGGAGACUUGCCAAACGCUGUGCUUUUGCUCGAAGCAGCUGUCUUGCAGGACCCUCAUGAUUCAGAGGCCUGGCAAGUCUUAGGGACAACACAGGCAGAAAAUGAAAAUGAGCAGGCGGCAAUUGUCUCCCUCCAAAGGUGUCUGGAGCUCCACCCUAACAACCUACCGGCCCUCAUGGCUCUGGCCGUGAGCCUGACCAACACUGGCAUGCGUCAUGACGCCUGUGAAGCCCUGCUCCGCUGGUUGAAACACAAUCCCAAGUACAAGAACCUGCUGAAGGCCAAGAUCCAUCUGAUAGGCUCCCCCAACUCUCAGCGCAGACUGUCUUACGCUCUCAACGCGGGCCGACAUGAAAGCUCACUGCUGCCAGAGGUCAAGGAGCUCUUCCUGGAAGCAGUUCAGAACAACUCGGACAGCGUUGACCCGGAUUUACAGACGGGCCUUGGGGUCCUCUACAACCUCAGCGGAGAGUUCAACAAAGCUGUAGAGGCUUUCAAUACGGCCCUGUCAGUCCGGCCUGAGGACUAUUUGCUGUGGAAUCGCCUUGGAGCCACAUUAGCGAACGGCGACCGCAGUGAAGAGGCAGUGGAAGCUUACACGCGAGCCCUUGAGCUGCAUCCAGGGUUCAUCAGGUCCCGCUACAACCUGGGCAUCAGCUGCAUCAACCUGGGGGCCCACAGAGAGGCGGCCAGUAACUUCCUGACGGCUUUAAGUCUCCAGAGGAAAAGCCAGAGCGGUCAGCAGUCCCAUCAGGUGAUGUCUGGCAACAUCUGGGCAGCUCUGAGGAUAGCUUUAUCUAUGAUGGACCAACCCGAACUCUUCCAGGCCGCAAACAUUGGCGAUCUGGAUCUCCUGAUGAGGGCCUUUAACUUGGACUUUUGAGUAAUCGAUGGAAUGAGCUCUGUCAUUUGUUCUCUGAUCUCUAGCCAGAAGCCAAAAGCCCAAAGUGCACAUGGUUUGAGUUAACACACCAGUGUGUGUGUUUAGUUUCUGCAUAUGAAAAUGAACUAAAAAGGUCAAACCCUGUCAUGUCUUCUCGCCCUAAAUUUCUUGAGAGCAGUUCGGAGGGCCGCUUCUUCCAGCGGUUCGGAUGGACUGCUUAGCGAUGGAAUUUGCACUGCAAUUUGUGAUUUCCCUAAAGAGCACAAGGACGGGCGAAGAUUGUAAGAGCAAUGCCUUAGAGGACACAUCAAUUAAAAACUGACUCAUGCAGUGGAACAGAGGUGAGCCAGGAGUGACAGCCAGAUUUAAGACUCCCACAGAGGAACCCUCACAAGCCAUUUGCAGCAGAAAAGAUGAGGUUUUGAGAGGAAGAUCUGUUGACUCAGGACUGUCUCUCCCCCUCUCUGACGGAUGGAUACUGUGAGCCGAACAAUAAAGGCUGCACCUUAUAACCCCGGAGCUCUAUAUUGUCUUCCUGGCUUCAUCUCCCCCUCUGUCAAUGGAGACUUAUUACUCUGCAUCAAAAAAACCACGACAAACAUUUUCAGAAAUGGAGAGAUUAGAAUAGUUAUAGAAGUUUUCCCUUUGCACUUUUAGAUGACUUCCUCUAUCCACGUGGAAUGCGCAACCCAGGUUGUAAAGCCUUAAUGAGAUGCAUGCGUCCAACAUUAUUUAUUUACACUAUUUUUAUGGCAACAAGGAACAAAAUAUAUCAAAGCCAUUUUCAGACCGGUUUAAAUUUCUUAACAUAAGUGCUGUUCUUAGAACCUGUACAUUUUCUGAUCCGCUAAUCUCAGUUCAGUUGUUUAUAUAUUUAUGCAGCUUGUAUGUAAUAUUUGUUGCUUUAAUGCUGACUGGCUGGAGGAAUGCACACAGUGAGCAGGUAAUAUUGAUUUGAAUCGUGUUUUGUUUUUUUUACCUUUCUCAGAGGGAAAAGUGCUUAUAUUUCUAAAAAUGUCUCGUCUCAGAGGCCCCUACAAAGAAACGCCUAAUUUUUAUUUAUGCUGACUGUAUUCAUUUCAAUACAGCAUACUAACAUUAGAUUAAAAGAUGUGUAUUUGCAAGCCAGGACCCAAGACAGCAGCUUGAUGAAUUUCCUUAAUGUAGUCAUUUGUAUCUUUGCUGCUCCUUUUCCGGCAGCGAAGCUCCUUCAUUUAAUUAAAUCAGUUACCCUCAGCCAUCAUGCAUGAUUUCAAUAUUUAUAGAGGCUUGCGUAGAGUUGCACACAUUUGUUAGUUUGCUUUUACCAGAUUAAUAUGCAUCCAUACAAGGAAAAACUGAUUUUAUAAAUAAAUAAAUGCUGUUCAGAAGAUCAUUAUACAUUAUAAAAUGCACUGAUGCUCCUGCUUAAGAUAAACCCUUUGCAGCACCUCUAAAUAUUUCUUAUGAUUUUCAGUUGUCAGCUUCCUUUUAGUCACAGUUUGAAAGUCACUGUGAGUUUAACGCCGUGCAGCUUGCCGUGCGGCGGCGGAGUGAAUGAUAGAUUAUCUGCUGUGCAGUACAGCUCACUUUGGCGUUUAUCGGUCGUGUCCGCAGUCCGGGUGCGCUGCAGAAAGCUUUUUUUUUUCCUUCUUCUUAUUAUUGUCGGCUCCUAUGCAAAAGGUCACGUUUCAUGUUUGUCCCCCAUCUGCCUCAGUGGACCAAAGGGAAGUGUUGAUUCUGUGUUUUGAAUGAAUGCUAUCAGCGGGAAGCAGAGACCAGAACCAGAACCAUUCAUCUUCCUAACAGUGCAGCUGGGAUGACACACUCUGUGUUAGAAGGAGUGUUUUAUCAGGCGGCUGGGGGAGAACAAACACAAACCAGCUGAAGUGCAGCAUUGACACUCUAUGAAUCUGCGACAUAAUAAUGCAUCUGCGGCUGCAGCUGCACACACCAAAUUCACAGCUGUAGACAUUUUUUUCUUCUGUCAGCUCACUUUUCUCUUUGUUUGCAUAAGUAUUCAUACUUGUCACAUUACAGCCACAAACAUUUGCUUAUAUACAAACACAAUUGUGUAUCAUUUUGAAGAGAAAGAAAACUGAUAGAUAGUUUUUGGUUAUUUUUUUACAAAUUCAAAUUAAAAAAGUGCAACAUGCUUUUGUCCUCAAGCCCCAUAAAAAAUAUCUGUGUAAAAUCCAUUUUUACAAAGAUUGCAGCUGCAAAUCUUUAAGGCUUUCCUUUACCAGCUUUGAAAAGUUGCUAAUUAGUUGGGUUGGAUGGGAAACAUGCGCCAGCAACAAUUUUUAAGUCAUGCCUCAGUUGAUGCAGGAAUAGACUUUGACAGGGCCAUUCUAAUACAUAAAUGCUUUUAGCAAAUCAUUCCAUGGUAUCUUUGGUUGUAGGUUUUGCAGUUUUGUUAUUUUCUAUGAUUGUCUUGUAUUUAGGCUCUGUUCACUCUGAAGUAGCAUCAACAUAUCCUGAUCUUAAGUCUUUCUUUCAAGGUGACUGGCUUGUUGCCACUUGUUCACAAAGACCAGUGCAACAUAUAAACAUAGUCUCCAAUCUGAGCUGUGAAUCUCCUCUGAAGUCACGUUGGUCACCAUGGCUGCUUUUCUGAUCAAUGCACUCCCUCUCUGGCCAAUUUACGGAGGUCUGAAUUGUUUUGCAGCUGGGUCAAAUAAUUCCCCAUGAGAUGUUCAAAUUGUGGGACAUUGCUUAAAACCUAACCCUACUUUUAACGUAUUUGAUGAGUUGCUUCAUUUCUAGGAUUUUGUUUGUUCACUAAUGUUCUCUAACAAACCUCGAGGCCUUCACAGAACAGAUGAAUUUAUAUAGAGAAGUUACACACAAGUGAUCUAUAAUAAGUAAAUUUGUAGCAUACGGUAGUUGAAUAAAUGGGCUUAUGCUGUGUUAUUUUAUUUGUGAAAAUAACAAAAACAUUUAUUAUUUCCAUUUGACUUCACCGUCAUGCAGAACAUUGUGUUUGUUGUCUGUCUUAUAUAAUCUGCGUACAAUUCGAUGAAGUUUGUGGCUGUACUGCAACAAUUCUCAAAGAUAUUUAUUUUACUUUAGGACACUAAAUAAAGUGAGUUUCACUUAAAAAGCAGCCACCUUCAAUAAGAUGUUCAGUGCCCAAAAACACUUUUAAGAGGAAAUCACUUUAGUUGGAUAUCAUUUGUUCACAGUGACAUUUGCAUUACAAUUGAAAAUGAAACAAAAUUGUUUAAUUUCAAAGAGGCAUAUGAAAUGCAGGAUGAAUGUUUUAUACUUUGCAAAAGUAGCUUCUGGAAAGGCUUUGCAGAAAAUUAGGGGGCAAAUGUAUUUCUAACUUUAUGUUCAGAGAGGUUGGUACUCUUUUGGCAAGUUUAGUUUAGUUAUACUUAGAAACUUGUUGAGUUUUUAUAUAUAUUUGAAAUACUUACUAAUUUAGGAGUAAAGAGGGAGUUUUUCAACAGUUUCUGAUGCACCAACUAUUACUCAUGUUGUUUUCACUUAAUUAAUGUGUAAUCUCUUGUUUUGUGUAAAAUCAUCCCAAAUCCAAAUUAUUCUCAACAACUAAACUCCCCUUCCACAAGCUGAAAUGUUAACAUUUUGCUUUAAUUAUAGCCUUUCCUCAUCAACUCAGUGAAAUCAACAUGACAUACAUUUUUCCCAGCACUUUGUUGCCCCACUUUGGUUCAGCUUAGCUAUAAAACAAAGACAACAUUCUGGCAUUUUGACAGUUUUUUCCAGUUUAGAACUAAUUGGAUUCUUAAUGAUACAAGCAUGGGAUUACAAGCAAAUGCAUUGUGCAAAUUGAAACAUGUAGUAAAAUUAAUUCAAUUUACUUUUUUUUUUAGCUCAGUCAAUUAAUAUAUUGACUUGUAAGUUACUUUGUUAUAAGAUUAAGUUAAA